This is a messenger RNA of Nomia melanderi (Alkali bee), 925 nucleotides long. NCBI's taxonomy places the organism in Eukaryota, Metazoa, Arthropoda, Insecta, Hymenoptera, Halictidae. The record is from RefSeq and is a predicted model, not a curated record.
GUUAAAGCAAUUACUGUUGACUGCACGUUUCUUUGCGAUUUAAUUACGUGUCUUGUUUGUUUUGCAUCGAACGAUCGUCAAUACGAUGGGACAUUUACCGAACUCGUGAACGAAGAAUGAACAAACAAAUCGAGACCAGUAUUGCGAUACCGUAUUUAGUGGCUAUCAUAGCAGUUAUCAUAUCGUUCGCUAUAAAUUUGUAUCGUGUCUACGUGGUGUUGCAGAACAAGCACGAGAUAGAUAAUGUGGUCAUCUCCUUACUAAUUUUCUUGGUGCAUUUGAUGAUUAUGCUCUUGAAUAAUUAUAGUGGACAGAGAAUGAUAAACAAUAGCGUAGAUUUCUUUCAUAAUUCGUACGAUACGUUGUGGUACUGCAUGCCGCUGAGAUCGCAGAAACUCUUGCUGUUUAUAAUGAUGAGGAGCAUAAGCGAAGUGAAGUUGAAUCUUGCCGGCUUAUUCACUCCGUGUUACGAAGGAUUCACAACGAUGAUGAGCUCGUCCUUCUCGUAUUUUACCGUCAUCUCCUCAGUGUAGUCGAAUGUUUGCCUUUUCGAUGAAGAUGCGCUCCAUUAACAAUUACACUUGCGCGUACUGUUCUGUGUGUGUGAAAAAUAUUUCUGUGCACUAAUAGAAUGUAUUUUGCUUAACAACCAAAACUUGUUUCAGAGCAUUGGGCUCCUUAUAAGUUUACUCCCGAACACUUAUUGAAAUUUGGACGGGAUGCAUGUUGUCCCAUUGGCCUAAUAAUACAUGUAAUCAGAGCCACAAUUUCACCUAAGGAUGUGAAGAUUAUUCACCCUUGGCAGUAUGAAUUUUAUUUACAUCUUGCGGGUAAGGUUAUUAAUGAAAAACUUAUUGGUGAACAGAAAGAGUUUAUUGUUUCUAGCGGUAGGACGAUUAGCCAACGCGUCCGUCCUAACGCAGAG